AUGAGCUUAACAGUAGCGCCCAGGCGGCUCCAGGCGAUAGUGGGGCACAAAACGACCAGAGAAGUCGCAGCAGCAGGGCGGUUGCUGCUGCUGCGGACAAAUAUGCUGCUGCUGCUGCUGGUGGUAGAUCUGUCGCUGGUGGCGCUGCUGGUAGACAUGUUGCUGCUGGAGCCGCUGACAGACCGGCCGCUGCUCGAGCUUCUCAGAGAUCUGCUGCUGAGAGAUCUGCUGCUGGCGCUGCUGACAGAUGUGUUGCUGCUGUGGCUUUUGAAAGGGUUUUAA
Molecule: messenger RNA, 282 nt
Organism: Rangifer tarandus platyrhynchus (Svalbard reindeer)
Lineage: Eukaryota; Metazoa; Chordata; Mammalia; Artiodactyla; Cervidae
Source: the annotation of a GenBank genome assembly